CUGCCUAAAAAACCUCCCAUAAUUCAAGACGACGUCUUAUUGGACCAGACCGCCUUCUGUACCCGUAUCCACUCAUAUCAAACUUCACAUCGCCAUCAACAGCACACUCACCAACAUCGCUCCCCCAGAAUUAUCACGCAGCUAUAACAAUGUCAGAAAUUCUCUCUUACGACGAGACUCUCGACACAGACAUCCCCGAGCCGACCCCAGGGUUUCUCAGUCUUCGCUGGAACUUCAAGCAAGGACCCCUCUCCGACGUCAUCAAGGUGCUCGCUGACGCUACCGAUGCCAACUCUGACCAGGCACCAUGGGCCGAUAAAGAUGGAAAAUUCCAUGAUGUUUCAGAAUUGUCUAUUUCAGAUCCGCCUAUCUCGUCCAUCCGCCUUUCUGUCGAUGUGCUAGACCGCGACGCGGAUGCCGACGAAAACGGCGACAACGAAGCAGCCGACGAAGAAGACGAUUCCGAGGACAAAGGCCCUUCUCUAGAAGUGAAAUCGUCUUCUAAACCUUUUGUUACCAUUGGAGAUUAUGUCGCCGCGGUGCAUCCGUGGAUUCUGUCCCUCCGUGAUGAGUAUCUGGAAAAGCGCGGUAAUGAGAUCAACGGCGAAAAGCUCCCCAGCGAUACUGAUUUGUGGUUUAACCCGACCAGCCUGGACUACAUCAUGAUAACAGACUCGCAAUCCACCAAGGAGCAUCUGGAUGCUGUUUGGAGAAUUGUGGCCGAUUAUGCGUUGAACUUGCUUGAUGAGACAUUUCCAGAGGAGACGUUUGACGAGGAUGAAGAGUAACUGCCGUGAGGCUUUCUGCGUCUUAGACUUUCAGGGCAACACUAUUGAAUACAAGAAAGGUUGUGAUUGUAUUGAUGAGCCAAUUACAACUCUACGACGCAGCACAAAAAAAUACGGCAAUAAGGUCUCGUCUAUGCAGACAAGAAUAGUAUUACCACAAGGCAGCUUUCCAAAUGGAACAUAGUACAAUGCAAUACAAUAGAAUUAUGAGGUCAAAUCAACCAGUGUACAGUCAAACAGUGUCA
Messenger RNA from [Torrubiella] hemipterigena, 1033 nucleotides. The record is from the annotation of a GenBank genome assembly. Lineage: Eukaryota; Fungi; Ascomycota; Sordariomycetes; Hypocreales; Clavicipitaceae.